CACACAAACAUAGACUAUAAGAGCAACACCAAUUAUUAUGAGCAGUUGAGCACCGUCAAAUGAUAGCUUAAUUAUUGUUGGUUACAUUACAUAGAGUCACACUCAAAUCAGUCAUCAGCAUCAAAUUGAGAUGGGUGGCAGUGUUAGUAAGAGUACUAGGAAGAGGAGAUUCUCAGAAAAAUAUGUAACGAAUUUGAAGGAGAAAGUGAUGGUUCUCCAAGAAGAGAUAAAGGACGUGAUGUAUGAGAGGGAGAAGGAGAGUAGAAGCUACGAGAGAGAGAUAAUGGUGUUCACUUUCAAGGAGGCAGAUUGGAAGCAAGAAGGGAAAAGAAUGAGGGAGGAAGUGAAGAUGCUAAGGAAGAUGGUUGAGGAGAAAGAAGAGAGGAUAAGAGAUUUGGAAGAGAAGAGUAAGAAGGGUAGUAGAAGUAGUAGUGAUGAGAAAGAGUGGGAGCAAAUGGAGACAAAGCUAUUAGUUGAACAGAUGAAAGAAGAGAGAGUAAGAAGAGAUGAAGCUGUUGAGAAGUGGAAGCAUCUCUAUCUUGCUAUCAAGACUGAGCUUGAUGACCUCAUUCACAGGACAUAUCAUGGGGACGGUCUAUAUUGGAAGGCAGAGGAAAAGGAGAUCCAAAUGGAAACUAUGAAGAAAGAACUUCAAGACAAGGAAGAAACAAUCAAAGCAUUAAAAUCUCAUCUCGAUUCGUUGGAGCAAGAGAAGUACAAAAAGGAGAGAGAAUUUGACUUGUUAAGGCAAAGCUUGAGGAUCAUGAAUGGCAAGAAGUGUUCAGUUCAUAAGAAAGAGAAGAUCAAGAAAAGUAGAUUGGGAACAUGAAAUUCAACUAUAUGGACCACAGGCUUACAUGGACCACAAGGGUUAUAUCCAAAAUUUAGGAGGUAUAUGGGGUUGCUUUGUAUCUUGCAUAUGCUAUUUUUUUUUUUUUUUGGGGUAAAUUAUCAUUUUAGGUUAGCACUCGAAAUAUUUUAAUUUUAAUAACAUAAU
Molecule: messenger RNA, 997 nt
Organism: Arachis stenosperma
Lineage: Eukaryota; Viridiplantae; Streptophyta; Magnoliopsida; Fabales; Fabaceae
Exons: 2
Coding region: 131-829 (232 amino acids)
Source: RefSeq, a predicted model, not a curated record